Amoebophrya sp. A120 is the source of this 4062-nucleotide messenger RNA. NCBI's taxonomy places the organism in Eukaryota, Dinophyceae, Syndiniales, Amoebophryaceae. The record is from the annotation of a GenBank genome assembly.
AUGGUGGUCGCAUUGGAUUUCGGCAAAACGAAGCGCGGCCAGAAGGUGUUCGCAAGCGCGAAGCCGGGGUCUUACGUUUCCAAAAAGGACGUGGUCAAGACCCUUGAUCAGAAGCUACUCGACGCAGCGGAAAUUGGCGAUUUCCGAGGGGUCACGAGCCUCAUCGACGAUGGCGCCGACGUCAACUGCACGAACCACAAGGGCGCAACGCCGUUGCACGAGGCUGUGGUUUCAGGGUACAGAAGUUUGGCUUUUUAUUUUGACUGCGGCCGCCGCCGCUCCGUAGAAAAUGUGAAUGCAUGAUCAUGGGCAUACAACAGCAGCGUACAAAAAGGGUACGGGAAUCAAAUAAACGUUGACUUGAUCCAAAUUUCGCAGCUCUUGCCCCACUCUGGGCGUGCUUCUCCGUGCCGGCGCCGAUCCCAAUUUCGUUACCGACUACGAGAAGCGCACGCCGCUGCACCGGGCCUGCUUCCACAAGUUCGUGGACGUCGCGAAUUUGCUGCUGAUCUUCGGCGCAGACCCGUAUGUAGUAGAUGUCGACGGGAAGGUCCCGGGCGAGUUGGGGCUCGAAAAUUUCAUGAAGAAGCACAGCGAGUCAGACGAUUGCCUGUACAACAAUAUCGACCAGGCUGAGGUGGAAGCUGCGGAAUCUUCAGAUCCGUCUUGUUCAAAACCCAAGAUAAUUUUAAACGAAGAGACGACGCCCGCUCUGGGAGAUGAACUACAACCAGACGAGUGCCCCAGCACGGACACCACCCCCGCGCCGACUCCGUCGAGCAAGGAGAAGAAGAAAGAAACGUUACUGCCCUCUGUGGAGGAGGAGAGCCUGAUGACGCCGAAAUCCGUCGCACCGGCAGACUCAGAAGUAGCCGCCGACGACAACGACGACGCAGUGUCGGUCACAUCAUCCCGAAGCCAGGCUUCGCGCGCCUCGUCCCGUGCGGUUUCCGACGUGUCGGGGGUGCCCUCGUUAGCGUCCACCCGGGCGCCGAAACGCGGGGCGCUGACGAACCGCGCAGACCAGCUGGCCGAGAACCGACAGAAGCUGUCCGACUUCCGCGCUACGUGGAAGCGCGUCAAGGAGGAGGCGGCCGCGCGGAAGGAGGAGCGCCGGAGUGAGGAAGAGAAGAAGAGGCUCCUCGCACAAAAGGAAAAGGCUGAAAAGCAAGCGCAGCAGGAAAUAGAGCGCAAGGAAAGGGAGGAGCGCGAGGCCAAAAGAAAACAGGAGGCGAAGGAGCGCGAAAAGGAGCGGCAGGCGGAAUUACUGGCUGCAAGCAUGGACUACGAGGACGACCAGAGAGACCCCGAAGACGUUGCAGCAGAACAGCAAAUGCGUAUCUGUGAUUUAUUUCCUGAUGAUCUCAAUAAACUUGAUCUUGAUCAUGUGGCUUUGCUCGUUCGCGCGUGAUCGGAGCAGACAUGCAGAAUAAAAUCAGCUUCAGCUUGAUCUCAGGAUGAAUACACUGCAGGUGCGGAGAUGCAACGGCGGUCGCAGCUUCGUGUCUGCAUCACAGAUGCGGGCGAGCCACAAGUGAAUGGCGAGUACUACUGCACGUUUUUCGACACGUACCGUGUGGAAUACCGGGGAGUCGACGACGAAAACCGCAAUCUGUACUGGAGCUCGUUGGGGAACGAGUGGCGGCUGUGCGUGAACGGCUACAAGGCGGGGAACACGCUGUACCGAAAUCCGAAAGUGACCAAGACCAAGGAAGUGCCGCUCACAGGGUGGCUGCCGUGGUUCGGAAAGAACCCCUGCCCCGUUUUCGAGGAGCUCAACAAGGACUCCUCCGCAUCUUCCAGCUUGCAGCCCUUGCAGAAAGAAGCCGAUGAAGUUGACGAUACGAAACUACCGGAAUCUACAACAGCUCCAGUGGCGAUGGAGAAAGAGGACGCCGGAGCAACGUCCCCCGACGAGGAGGCCGGUGGUACGGACCACGGGGCCGGCGUUGCGCCAGCCAGCAAGAAGAAGCAGUUUCUCGAGUGCCGGUCUAUUCUGGAGAUUGUCGCCAAGCCAGACACGUACGAUAGCGGCACCGACGUGGUGAUGCAGGAAGUGAGUAGUGGAACGAGUAAUGAGGCAACCACAAGCACCGCCACCGGGUCAACAUCAUCGUCGUCCUCUUCCUCGUCAUCCGGAAAUAAAGCAGACGAAAAUUGUUCUGAAAAACUCGAUGCGGUGCUACAGCAGCAGUUGGACCAGCUGCUGCAUUUCGAGGAUCCUUUGGAAAAGACGGAGGACCAGGACAGCCUGUGGGCCGCGAUCGAAAGCUGCAAAAAGCAAGGGAACGAGGAAUUUACGGACGGGCAAAUCAAGACGGCACUGGAAUGCUUUACGCGGGCUUUAGACGGGGUUGAAAAGAUGGAUUACCCGGACUCGGUACGGGCAAAGCGAAUCAAGGCGGUGUUGUACUCGAAUCGAUCGCUGGUAUAAUUGCUGUAAUAUCUUUUGGUCGUGCCUUGUGGUCAUGCUGUUGCUGGUGCGUCAUCAUUAUGAUGUGGGGCAAAUAGAUCGACGUUGCUCAUUCCUGCAUCUGCAACUUCUUUCUGCACUCGACUCCACAGUCCAGAAAUUUUAGCUCGGAAGAUUUGUGUUUGUGUAAAAUCCAAAAAACAAAAAACUUAGGUUCUUCUGAACGUUAUCAGUGAGAAGCUGUACGACGACGCGAGGAUAGUGGACGUCCUGUAUCAGCAGAUCAAGCUUGAUUCUUCCAACGCGCUGCGCGCCGAUCCCGGAAACUUCAAAGCGUACUAUCGCAGGGCGAUUGCGUGCCGAAAUCUUUGCGAGCUAGACCAGGCACUGGAAGAUGCCACAAAGGUGGUAGAACAUUACUCAGCGAAAAACAUGCAAAACCCCGAGGCGGCAAGGUUUCGCGAGGAACUCAUUGAAGAGGUACUUUGAUAUGUAGUCGUCAUUACACACACACCAACAACAUUUCUUCUGUUUUUACUACACAACACCGGAAGACUAUGAAGCACGUCGCAUCGAGACGGGAAGUUGGUGAUAUCGUCUCAAGAUAAAUUUGUUUCCUCGAUGCACGCUACGACCGACGUUUUCAACUAGGUGAAAGCAGAGCGCAGGAAAUGGCACGCGGGGAGCAGCGAAAGAUGGAACCGGGCGCAGGAUCGAAUGCAAGACAAGUAUGCUACAACGAUUGUGGCGGAUUGUCUCGUUGAGUCGAAAGCGAAAAAGUGGACGAGGCAGCUGGUUGAGAAGAAACUGAAUCGUACCUGUUUUCUGUUCUUCACUUCCAUUUGUUUCUAAAGAAGAUCUUCACUUGGCACAGCCUUACUCGACUGAGACGGGCCCCGGCACGGCUCUGAUGAGCUAAAAACGUAGGAAAUUUGUGAUGUUUUUCCGCGAGAAGCACCAACAUUCCCUAAAACUAGGUCCCGGCAAGGACGUCGGUCAGUUUCUGGACACUUUCUGUUCGUCCGAGGAGUUUGCAAAGUUGUACGCGCCGUCCACGAAAGGAGGCAAGCAAACGUACCCAGCGCUCCCCGUGGAGUCCUUCACAGCGCUCGUGUCCGUGCUGUGUCGUGCGGAAAGUGGUGGUGGUGGUGGUGUUCUUUCUGUUGACGACAAGAAAAAGUUUCUUGACGCAGCGGAAAAGUGUGUGAGCAGCGUGGGCCUCGCAAUGCUGGCAGACGACGAGCAGCGAGACGUGGACGCACUGAAAAAGCAGCUGGCUGGGGCGUGAGGACCCUUCGGUGCCCUGCUCCAUCGUCCCAGGGACGACGAAUACCGUCCUCUGUUUUCUCUCUGGUCUAUUUUUUCAACUUUUGGACGUGGAUGAAUUGGAUGAAAGAAAAAGAAGGACUCAUCUUUUUUUGCGAAUAGCACUAGCUGCUAAGAUAUCUUGGAAUACACAUUGCCUGUAGUAGUUCUUGUGAAUGUUGUAACAGUUCCGUCCGACGACGCAAUACUCCAUCAGGGAGGGAGCAAAUCUUCGGCGUCUCGAAAAGAGGAGGCGCUCAUUGUAGAAGUAACCCCAAAAACCAUAAUGAUACUCAGCUCAUUUGAGUAGCAGAAGGAACUGUCAGAAAACCAGAUGUAACGAU